Molecule: messenger RNA, 452 nt
Organism: Ostrinia furnacalis (Asian corn borer)
Lineage: Eukaryota; Metazoa; Arthropoda; Insecta; Lepidoptera; Crambidae
Exons: 2
Coding region: 36-431 (131 amino acids)
Source: RefSeq, a predicted model, not a curated record
CCCUGGUGCAUGGAGAUUACAAAACCAGUAAUAUUAUGAUCCAACUCCAAGAUGGCGAAGUAUUUGACGUGAUGCCUGUUGACUUUCAAUUUUCCUACUACGGCUGUUCCAUCUAUGACCUAAUGUUUUUUAUAUUUUCUUGCACCGAUCAAGAAUUUAGGAAAAGUCACAUGGAACACCUUAAAAAUCUGUAUCACACAACUAUGCAGCAGUUUUUAAGCCUAUUCAACAUGGACGUUGAAGAAUAUUACCCGAGAGCAGAAUUUGAAAGGCUUUUUAAAGAGAGACUGGAUCUUGGCCUAAUGUUGUCACUGUUUAUACUUCCCAUGCUAUUCAAUGUACAAGAUGUAUCGACAGCAAAACAGAAUAAAUUGCUCUGUAAAAGGAUGCGUGGUAUCGCGGACGAUUUCAUACAAUGGGGCUACCUAUAGAGAAAAAUAUAUUUUUGUGAU